ACAGCUUUAAGCGUGUGCUUUGGGUUUGGAGGAGACCUUGUCAGCAUAUCGGAUGAAAAAGAGUUGGAUUUUGUUUACAAACUGUCUUUCAAGGACACAAGCGAUCCCGUUUGGAUUGGAUUGGCCUAUUGGUUUCAGAAGAGUACAUAUUUUUGGAGCAAUGGGACAUCAUUUAACAAUUCUGUUUCGCAGAGUUGGUUCGGCAGCAUUCCAAGUAAUGUAUCUGAGAAUAAGUGCGUCGAAAUCUCGAGAAAUGGUUCGAACAUCACUGACUGUUGCAAGAAAAAUCCACGUUUCAUCUGCGAGAGAGCCAAAGGUGAGUUGUCCCCAUGGGGAACUCUGCUUAAAAAUGACGGGAUGCUCGUCGUACCUUGAGUCGGUAAAAUUUGUGAUCACUUAAGGGUCGGUAAGGGUACUCAGCAUGAAAAUGAAGAGAGCUAUUCAUUGAUAAAAAAAAAAAUUGGCUUUUAAUUGCUAUUGAAAAUUGUCACCACCAGUUAUUAUAUUUUUUCCUAAAAUUUGUUCCUUUUAAGUGUACAAAUGCAUUUAAACCAUACUCACAAUACGAGAUUUUGGAACCUUUCAAGGGUUGAAAUUUUUCAUUAUUCUUAAAGGGGUCAGCAGCCCCGACGAAGUUGUUUCAGUGACUUAAGGAGGCAGGAUUAGAUUUGAUAAAAAUUUGGCUAAAUAUAUUGCAUCCUUUGCUUUCUUUCCUUUUUACUACACUGUCCAAUGAUUUGUCUGUGGAUUAUGGGUCAUCCAGGUGAGGGAAUUCCUGCAUAUGACUGUCGAAAAAUCAAAUUGAAAAGCAACACUUAGGUUUAAAGUCCUCACAGCUAAUAACUUCAAGGCUUUAUUGAAAAAUCAGGUCAACCAUCAACUGACAAUACACAAAGGUAACAACCCUAUCCAAGACUACACCCUGGGGGAGGUACUUUAAGAAUAUUUAUGGAGGGGUGUGCCCAUGGAAACCCGGAACACUUAACCUAUACCAGACCUAGUUCAACUGAGUUUUGCUACCCUAUACAAGACUUACCUCCCGAAACCCCUCCCUAUCCUAGAGUCACUAAUUUUCCAGAAUUAACUUAGUUCGACACUUUCUUUGCUAUUAAACUGAGUUUCGGGUAAAUUUAGUUUUUCCGAUUAAUUGUUUCAAUUUCCGGUUUCCCUUGUCUAGAUUAAAAUCUUUAUACAAUUGGUCCGCUUCGUGGAAAAUGAUAGUAUUACCAUAUUCCAGACCCAAACCCUCUGAUUUGUAAUAACUACCCUUUUGCAGACUAAAUUGCACGGUGGUACAUAGCUGUAUAACCCAUAUAUGGCAGUACUCCCCCCCCUCCCCGGGGGGUACUACUGUAACACAUGACAUGACAUUUGGGUUCAAAUCAGCUACUCUUUAUCUGUCCUAUGAAUUAGGUCCAUUGGCCUGUUCUGCUGAUGGGUUUCUUAAUGGGUUGUCUUGCUACAAAGAAAACAAUAAAGAUACCUGGACAGGUGCAAAACAAGAAUGUAUUGAUUCC
Molecule: messenger RNA, 1517 nt
Organism: Porites lobata
Lineage: Eukaryota; Metazoa; Cnidaria; Anthozoa; Scleractinia; Poritidae
Source: the annotation of a GenBank genome assembly